Molecule: messenger RNA, 735 nt
Organism: Lactuca virosa
Lineage: Eukaryota; Viridiplantae; Streptophyta; Magnoliopsida; Asterales; Asteraceae
Source: the annotation of a GenBank genome assembly
AUGCGAAAAGACUACAACCUUUGGACGUCGUUAAAAAUUGGUGAAAUAGGUCUAGGUUGGAAUGAGAGUACACGACAACUAAAAUGUUCGGAUGAAUGGUGGAACAAGAAAAUUAAGGAAAACCCGAAUCUUAAGGGAAUUCCAAAAAAACAACAUUCUUUAGAGCUACAAGAAGCAUGGGAUCACAUAUUUGGGGAUGCGGUUGCGAGUGGUGCAGACUGUAUGGCACCAUCCAUGUAUUCAAGUACUCUCAAUACUACGCCUCAUGUUAUUAUUGAUGAUGAAAAUCCUACGACGUGUGAUGAUGUAGCAACCGGUGAUCAUGUCCAAACUGGUGAUGCCACUUUUUUCUCUUCACAAAACCUUCAACUCUUUGAUCACGUGGAUAACUUAGAAGAAGAAAAUGCCGCUUUCUAUUCAAAUUUUAUAAAUUGGGUCGGCGAUGUCUUGUCACCGAACAAUACUGGGGGAUCUACUCAACUUCAAAUGAGUUACAAAGAAAGUUCUAAACUUAAACCUGUACAUAUGAAACAUAAAAAUAGAGAGUCAGUAGGAUCUUCAAUGUUUAAGGGGUUUAUGACUCAACAAAAUUCCAUUCAAAAACGUACUCUUGAACUAUUAGGGUCAGAUACAUUUACUGGCAAUCAAAGUCAACAUUUUAGUAUAAGUGCAGCUGUAGGUUUGAUUAAUCGAAUGGUUGAUGAUGAGAUAAUGACAAAUGAGAGCGAGUUGUAG